This is a messenger RNA of Lithohypha guttulata, 543 nucleotides long. RefSeq lists its product as uncharacterized. The transcript is spliced from 2 exons. The coding region runs from base 1 to 543 and encodes 180 amino acids. The record is from RefSeq and is a predicted model, not a curated record. NCBI's taxonomy places the organism in Eukaryota, Fungi, Ascomycota, Eurotiomycetes, Chaetothyriales, Trichomeriaceae.
AUGUCCAGUAACGACAACACAUCGACUCUCAAGUCCUACGUGGACUCUGCCACCGGCGCAGUUCAGUCGGGCAUUGCAUCUAUCACUGGUAGUGCUGGCGAUCGAGCCAAUGCUGAGCGAAGCAAGGCCAAGGCAGAUGCCGAGAAGGAUCUGUCCCAUUCUGCGGCAAAGGCAGGACCCUUUACCAUCAGCUCAUCGGGCACACCAGCCAAAGAUAGCUCAGAUCGAACCGAAGGUCAAUGGGACCAAACAGUCGGUAGCGUCAAGGAAGCUGUUGGCAAUCUAACAGGAAGUGAAGAUCUAAAACAACAAGGCCGAGAGCAAAACAUGCAAGGCCAAGGUCAAGAGGCCAAGGGACAAUUGAACGACCUUGGCCAAGGCCUCUCAGAUAGAGUUGGAGGCACUAUCGGUUCUGCCUACGCUGGUCUGACCGGAAAUCAGGCAGCCCAACAAGCUUACCAAGAUCAACACGAUCAGGGCAAGACUCGCCAACGCGGUGUUGAGGUUGACUUGCAGAAACAGGCUGGGGCUGAGCGCAAGUAG